UAGUACCAAUGGGGUUGAAUUGAGCGGAGGGACACAACAGUGGUGCGGCCCGUGAAUGCCUUGGGAUCCAGCGGAGAAACACGAGUAUGGAUGGCGGCGGUGAUGCGGCUCAGUGUUCCACCGUUUUUUCACGAGGAGAAAAGAGACUGACGCUCGAGCGGGUGGAGACUGCUACACAUUUAAAUCCCCCGGGUCGGUUUUUCAGCGUUUAGCAACGAACAACUUUAGUUUUUUUUUAUUUUUCUUUCUAUUGUUGGAUUCUUUCUAGCUGAUUUGAUGUCGUAAAUGACAGGUCUGUAAGGGCGUCGUUGUUGGGAAGUUUUUUCGAGGGGGGGUUUUGACCAGCGAAGGGCCAUGGCAGUCGAGGCUCGGCCGGAGCUGGUCGGGAAGCGGUUCCUCUGUGUCAGCGGGGACGAGCCGCCUGAAAUUGGCGACAUCGGUCGGUGGCCGUGGAGGUCCGGGGUCAUACGAGCCGUUAACCACCGUGACAGCGACAACCCCGACCUGACGGUAUAUGUGGAGUUUGAUGACCAGGAGUGGGAGAAGAGAGAGUGGGUAAAGGUCUAUGAGGAUUUCCAGCUGUUUCUACUGGAGCACCAGCUGGUCUGGGCCAAGAGGAAGGAGGGAGCAGGAGGAGGAGGAGGAGGAGGAGGAGGAGGAGGAGGAGGAGGAGGAGCAGGAGCAGGUGGAGGAGCAGGAGGCCUGCUGCAGGGGACCAAGGCCAAACACAUACAGUGGCCUGCCCUGGCGUUUAAGCCAGUGGUGGGGAAGAGCCUGUUGUCACCAGUUACAGCAGUGGAAUUCUUAUUAGACCGACAGCUGGACUUCCUAUCUGACCAUUCAGCCUACCAACCAUAUCAGGAUGAGGUGGACAGUCAGAACCCAGUGAUUAGAGACAACCAUCAGCUCCAUGAAGAAGUGAAGGGCUGGCUCAAAGACCAGAAGGUGCAGGAAAUUUUUAUGCAAGGUCCAUAUUCCUUAAAUGGCUACCGUGUGCGUGUGUACAGACAAGACUCGGCCACCCAGUGGUUCACUGGCAUCAUUACACACCACGACCUUUUCAGUCGAAACAUGGUCGUUAUGAAUGACCAGGUGCUAGAGCCUCAGAACGUAGAUCCAUCUAUGAUCCAGAUGACCUUUCUGGAUGACGUGGUCCACUCCCUGUUGAAAGGAGAAAACAUUGGCAUCACUUCCAGACGAAGGUCACGAUCCAGUCAGAACAAUAACUCUGCCCACAUGGCGGGAGGGAGACCCGGCGGGACCACUGGCAACACUCAGAGUCAUUACACACGAGCCCAGGCCAACAGCCCCCGCCCCAUCAUGACCUCCUCAGGCCCCAACCCAAAGGGAUCCCAGGGGACGCUGGCCUCCCAGCAGCAGAGCCAAUCACAGCAAAGCCAGCAGCCAGCCAGCCAAUUGCACAACUCGCCCGGCAGCAGCGGGCGGGAGCAGAGAGAGCAGCGCAACUCUCGCUCUUCCAGGAGGAAAGGCUCAGACAGCAGUGUCCCAGAGGAGGACAAAGACAGGAGGGAAGAGCCCGCAGGGAGAGACUGCAAGUCAAAGUCUAAGCAGGCGGUGAACAAACGCAGGAAGGGCGAGGAAGAUGAGAAGAAGGCAGGUCUAAAGAGGCUGAAAACCGACAUGACUUCAGAUCUGUCAGAGAGCAGCGACUCAGAAAACCCACACAAGAGGACCGCCCACUCCUCAUGCUCCUCUUCUUCUUCCUCAUCAUCAUCGUCAUCCUCUUCCUCCUCUUCCUCCUCGUCGGAGCCUAACUCUGAAAAUGAGCUAAAGACUCGCAGCAGUGAUGUGAAACCGAGCAGCGUUUCCAAAAAGGAGGAAGAUGAGAAGCCGUUGUUGCAGGGCUCCAAAAUGAACGAUUCUUCGUCUCUCAUUGGUCGCCUUUCCCCGUGGGUGGAGCUUCAAGCAACGGAGGACAGUGAGAAGGGUGUGGUUAAGGAAGCGGGCAAAAUGAUAACGAAGGAGGAGGAGGAAUUGGUUGCAGUAACACAGAUCACCCAGCCUCCACGGCAACAGACACCUCUGACGUCGGACACCGUCCAGGGCAGCAUUUUGGAGAGCAGCAAGAACAACGUGAAAGUGUCAUCUCGAUCCCAGACGCCGUCGUUGUCCCACAUCCAUGGCAGCAGUGUCAUCGACAUCACGGAUGACGCCCAGGCGACGGUGCACCAGGAGAGCUCCGAAGCGGUGUCGGCACUGCUCGCCUCCCAGAAGGCCGAGUCCACGUCCCUCUCACCUUACCUUCCCCUCAACCCCUCUCCAGUCUCCUCGCCUCCUGUCCCUCCAUCUCCUUCCCCAUCAGAAGGAGGCCGCAGGACUGAUAUUGAACCUCCCAUGCAGCAGCAGCAGCAGCAGGGCUUUAUGGGAGGUGGCAUGACAGCCUCCAGGAGCUUAGGCAACAAGAUAGAGUUUGCUCCCUCUGAGGUCAUCAGGCCUGUCACAUCGAUGGCUGAAAACGUGGUGCUGGUGGAGAAGGAGAAAACUGUCCUUUCAUCCCCCCAUAUUCUUCAUCAUCAUCACCAUCAUCAUCACCAUCAUCAUCAACAGCAGCAACAGCAGCAGCAGCACACACAACAGCAACACUACACAUCAAUCCACCCCGGCAUUAAGAGCCCGUCUCUGUCUGAGGAGACGAGAAAACACCCCCAACAACAACCACCCCCCCACAAGAUGAACACAGUCCUCCCUCCUGACUUAGCCAAGUCCAAAAUGAGUCCAAACACAAACCCCAGUCCAGCUCAGCUCGACUCCCUGAAACAGAAAUUCCAGCACCCCAACAACUCUCAAUGCCAUCCUUACCCCAACACAAAUUCAGCUGAACUCCUCAAGGCCAAGCCCCACCCGGGCCUGCUGGACAUCUCCAAACCGAAACCCAACACCUCUCCAGAGGUCUCUAAACAUAAAAUACCGAGGUACUCUGAUACGUCCCCACCUCCAACAGCCCGUUCGUCCACUAAAGUAGAAAUAGCAGAACCUCUGCGAUCUGGUUUCAAGCCGGUGCCUGCGCGGUCGGAGUCGGGUGGUGUCAGUACAAGCAGCAGCAGCAGCAUCACCAAGAGCCCUCUGAUCAUCGAUAAGAACGAGACCUUCACUGUUUACAGGGACCCAGCACUGGUCCGCUCAGACGCGGAGAACUCCGCCUCUGCCACUGUCUCCUCUAACCACGUGGCAGCCUAUCUCCAUCCCCACCUCCACACCCUCCACUCCCCCUCCCCUCACUCCCCCUGCCUCACACCUGCAUCCCACCCCCACGCCGCCUCUCACCUCCUCGCCCCUCCUCACUCAUCUGCCCUACCUCACCCUCACCUUUUACCCCCUGGCGUGCUCCCAGCCAUGCCUCCACCCGCAGCAUCUCUCCUUGGGGGACACCCUCGGCUCGACUCCCCCGGCGGGUUGGGCCACCUCGCCAUGCCUCACCCAGCAGCGACACACCAGCAGCAGUUCCUACAGGGUCAGAGCCACCCUCCACCCUCUCUACUAGCCCAGGCUCACGGUGGGGCAGCAGGGCUGGGCCUUUACCCCAUCCUUUGGCAGUACCCCAAUGGAACACCAACCUCUUUCCCCCCAGGGCUCAACCUGCCCCCCACAGCUAAGUGGGUCCACCCUGAAAAUCCUGUCACAGUGAACUCUGAGGCUUCUCUCAGGAGGAACACAGCCAGUCCGUGGCUGCACCAGGCUGCUGGUAGUGCUGGUGACAGUCUGGGUUUGCUGAGCCAUGUUCCCGUUCGGCCAGCCAGCGCUGACGCCCACCGCCCAUCUGUCAAGAUCAACACACACGCAAGCCCUCCACUUUCAAAGGCCAGCGUUGACAUCCAUAAAGAAGAUGUGGAUAAGAAAGGCUUUGUGGACCCAAUAAGGAAGUUGACCCUGGGCCAGCUGAAACAGGAGCCAUCAGACAGGAGUCGAACCCCCACAGGGAAAGACGUCCACCUACACCGCCUCUUCCUAGACCCCCACAGCAAGGCUCGCCUGGCUAAUACACAGGAUGGAGUUCAGGCAGCAGAUCGAAGCAGUAAAUACAAAGAGGAGAAUCGGCAAAUCCUCAAAGAGAGCAUCGAGGUUGCUCCCUUCACCGCUAAGAUCCAGCGCUCCAGUGACCCCGGGAUGGACAGGGACAGAGAGAGAUGCAGAGAUCCAGCCUUUCCUGUCAGGAUACCAGCUCUCGCCUCCCCGAGCCCCAAGCCCAGUCAUGGCCAUCCCCACGUCAUCCAGUCAGAAAAAAGCAACUACUUCACCACACUGUCCAACAGUGUGGUGAACGAGCCUCCAAGACUUUACCCCUCCAAGGAGCUCAGCUCUUACUAUGAGAAAGUGUCCGCUGGAGCUCCAGGGGUUGUGGCCAGUGUCGGGGCUGCUGUGCCAAGCCAGGGAGCUCUUUCCCUGGGCAGCUACAGCUCCAAAGCCUCCCUCUCUAAGCCCCCUCCCCUCAUAAAGCACCAGCCAGAGGGGGGAGAGGGAUUAGCAGGGAAAAUAACUGAGCAGCUCAGCCAACAGGUGACACUAGUCCAACAGCAACAUCAGCACCAUCCAGGUAUAGACAGAAUAGAACGCCGCAGCCCUGCCAUCUCUCCCUCCUCCUCCUCUACAUUGUCCUCUUUCUCCUCAGCCCCUAACCACCACCAUCACCAUCACCACCACCAACAGCAGCAGCAGCAGCAGCAGCAACAGCAGCUCAGGGCAAUGCCAUCUCUCCACCGAGCGCCUGUCUUCCAUCCACCCACACAGCACGCGCUGGAACGCAAAGAGGCUGCAGAGCGGGAGAAGGAAAGAGAGCGAGAGAGGGAGAGAGCUGGUUAUGGUGGACGUCUGUCUCCACCAACACUCACACCCAUCCAACCAGUUAGCUUAGCAGCAGCUGGUAACAAGACAUUAGCGGAGCAGCAGAAGCCCCCCACGCUGCUGCCGGAACUCAGGGACGUCAAAGGUCAUGGAAACACUGCCGUUGUCACAUCUGUGGCCUCAGCCAUCAGUGGGGAGAUUAUGACUUCGUCUGCAGACGGGUGGAGAGGUGGAGAUUUGAUUCAGGAAAGAGUAGGCGCGUUCUCACGAGAUAAAGCAGUGUCAAGAGGCAAGCCCCAUGCCGCAAUGGCAUCAGUCAUCGUGCGUCCAUCGACAUCUAUUAAGUACGACAGUCCUGUUGGUGUUAACAAACCUGGUGCUAUGAUCCAUAAGGAGUUCCCUCAGGGGAGGUUCUACCCAUCCAAGAUUCAGGGGGAAUGUCCUAGACUAGGAGAGAGUGUGAGAGAACCUGGAGCUGGCAGGAUUAUCCAACCCAACUCCAACCUGGAUGACAUGUGUGUCCAGUAUAAAAAGACUAUGCGUGGCAUGCAGGGAACUAUGGGACCCAGUACAAUUAACUCUGUGUGCAGGACUGUCGUUUCAACUGGCACACAGAUUAAAAGUGUGACAUCUAUCCCUGAGCUGGGCUACUCAGUCUCAGCACGGGGAGAUAUUUCAGCCCAUAAAACCUGGGUGAUGAGCCACUCAGGCACAGGAGAGCACCAGGAGGGGUUAGGCUCACGCACCACAUCUCCAGGAGGGUCUCUGCCUCCCUCUAGUCCAGCAGGGCCACUCCAGCCUAGUCCAAGCCUCACCCCAACACCUAGUUCCAUUUCUGGCUCCAGUCAGCCUUACUCCUCCUCCUUUGUCCACCUUAAGAAGCACAAAGCUGCCUUGGCCGCAGCCCAAUCCAGGAGCAACUCCUCCACAGCUCCUGCAUCUAUCACAACUGGAAACUCCUCCCUAACUGUGGAUUCAGUUAACAAAACUCCUAUUCACAGCUCGCCCCCUCCACCCUCCUCCAGCCAAGCCUUGUCAUCCUCUGUCGACAGCAGUAGCAGCUCGGCAAGCGGCAGCACAACACCAGGCAAGUCCAGUCCCCUGCCUAAUGGCCAUACCUCUGGGUCAGCUUCAACAAGCAGCGGGCCGCCCAGUAACUACCACAAGCUGAAGAAAGCCUGGUUAACUCGGCACUCAGAGGAGGACAGGAACACAACUGCGACUACAAGCUCCACCAGUGCUAAACCAGAGAAACUGCCCAGCACCACCACCAGCACAAGUAACACCACAGCCAUGUCAGACAUGAUCAAACCGUGUACAGUCAACCUGAGUGCCUCCACCUCCAGCGAGGUGGAGAUGAGCAAAGACAGUCUGAGCAAAGUGGAGAGAGAGAAGCAGCUGGAGGAGAAGGUGGGAGGAGCAGCAGCGGGAGGAGGGGAGGAGAGGAAAGCAGCUCCUUUAUCAAGGCGAGGGAACAAACGGCCGUACGAUUCUGGUUCAGAAAGCGGGGGAGAUGACUCUGAUGCCAGCGAGAGCAAAAUGGAGGGCCGAGCCAAACGUCAGCCGAAACCAACCUACAAGAAGAAACAGAAUGACAUGGCCAAGAAGAAAGGAGACAAUGAAAAGGACGAAGAUGACAUGAAGCCUAAUGGUAUCUUCAGAUCUGCCCGAGAGAAGACAAAACUCAAACUGGCCAGCAGCAAUGGCAUCCCCCGUUCCGUCCUCAAGGACUGGAGAAAGGUGAAGAAGCUGAAGCAGACGGGAGAAUCUUUCCUGCAGGAUGACUCGUGUUCAGAAAUAGGACCCAACCUGCAGAAGUGUCGGGAGUGCAGGGUGGUCCGCAGCAAGAAGGGCGAGGAGCCGGCACACUCCCCCGUCUUCUGCCGCUUCUACUAUUUCAGACGGCUUUCCUACAGUAAAAAUGGAGUCAUCCGGAUGGAUGGCUUCUCCACUCCAGACCAGUUUGAUGAUGAAGCCCUGUCCCUGUGGAUCCCUGGGGGGUUGGAGGAGAGCCACCUGGACCAAACCACAGCCAAGUACAUCCUCAGCUUCAUAGGAGACAAGUUCUGUCAGAUGGUUGUGACUGAGAGUACUGCUGCCACCUGGAUCAAGAAGGAUGCUAAGCUGGCUUGGAAGCGAGCAGUGAGGGGGGUGAGGGAGAUGUGUGAUGCCUGCGAGGCGACACUCUUUAACAUCCACUGGGUCUGUCAGAAAUGUGGCUUUGUUGUCUGCUUGGACUGCUACAAGGCCAAGGAGAGAAGGAGCUCCAAAGAUAAAGAACUGUACGGCUGGCUGAAGUGUGUGAAAGGCCAACCCCACGAUCACAAGCACCUGAUGCCAACACAGAUCAUACCCGGCACAGUGCUGACAGAGUUGGUGGCUUCCAUGCACUCUCUGAGAGAAAAACACAACAUCAAAUCUCACUGUCCCUGCACCAACAAACAGAACCUCCUCAACAAACUGCCAGCCACCAACGGAGUCUCACAGGUUCUACAGAACGUCCUGAACCACAGUAACAAACUGUCUCUGGUGAAAGCUGAGCUGGGCUCUCAGCAGAACUCUGACCAAGGAGGAACCAAGGCAGAGACCAACGGAGGAGGAAGUAGCCCAGGCAGCAACGCAGGAAGUGCUCCUGUCACCCCGCCAGAGUCCCAGUCACCUCUGCACUUCCUGGCUGACCUGGCAGAGCAGAAAUCCAGAGAGGAAAAGAAAGAAAACAAGGAGUCUGUGCUGCUGGGUAAAUCUCUGAAGGAGGACAAGGAGGUGGACAGCCUGGAGGUCCUGCAGCAGUGUAAAACCACCUCACUGGUGGCUAACAGUACAGAGCAGGGCUCCACUCUCAGAGAUCUGCUCACUACCACAGCAGGGAAGCUGAAGCUUGGCUCUACUGAUGCAGGGAUCGCCUUUGCACCGGUCUACUCGACUGCUUCACAGACUGGGAAAGGUGGGCGGACCAUGCCCAAUAUCCUUGAUGACAUCAUUGCGUCAGUAGUUGAGAAUAAAAUCCCUGCCAGCCGCCAGAACAUCACCACCAAACUGUCAAUCAAACAAGAGUCUAUCACCCCAGGCAACAACAACAACCCUGCUCCUGCUGUGACUGAGGAUGUCAAACCAGAGAGGAAGAAGUCAGCGCCCGUCACUGCAGAAGUGCCAGAAGAAUCAACCAAUCAGUAUCCAGAUAUUUCCCAUUGCUGGUUAAACAACAAACGGUUACUGUGGCUCAAAGAUCACCGCAACCAGAACAACUGGAAGCUGUUCAGGGAGUGCUGGAAACAAGGACAGCCGGUGCUGGUGUCAGGGAUCCAUAAGCGACUGAAUGCCAGCCUGUGGAAAGCUGACUCUUUCAACCAGGAGUUUGCAGACCACCAGGGAGACCUCCUCAACUGUAAAGACCAGGUGGUCUCCAACUCUGGGAUCAAGGAGUUCUGGGAUGGAUUUGAGGACAUCACCAAGCGGCCGAAGUCCAAGGAUGGAGAACCUAUGGUCUACAGACUGAAGGACUGGCCGUCUGGAGAGGAGUUCAUGGCCCUCAUGCCUUCAAGAUAUGAUGACUUGAUGAAGAACCUGCCCCUGCCAGAGUACUCUGAUCCAGAGGGCAGCCUUAACCUGGCCUCCCACCUGCCAUCUUUCUUUGUCAGGCCUGAUCUGGGUCCAAGAUUAUGCUGUGCCUACGGUGUGGCUGCAUCUCAGGACCAGGACUUCGGGACUGCCAACCUCCAUGUGGAAGUUUCAGAUGUGGUCUCUGUUCUGGUCUAUGUUGGCGUAGCCAAAGGCAAUGGAGUCCUGUCCAAAACUGGAGUAUUGAAGCGUCUGGAGGAGGAGGAUCUGGAUGAGGGGGUUCGGAGGAGGCUCAAAGACUCCAGUGAGACACCGGGGGCGCUGUGGCACAUCUACCUCAACAGAGACAUGGACAAAGUCCGGGAGUUUCUGCACAAGCUCUGCAAGGAGCAGGGACUGGACGUGUCCCUGGACCAGGACCCAGUCAGAGAGCAGGGCUUGUACCUGAGCAGGAAGCAGCGUCAGCGGCUGCUGGAUGAACACGGAGUCCAGGGAUGGACUGUAGUUCAAUUCCUGGGAGACUCUGUACUCAUACCAGCAGGGUCCAUGCACCAGGUCCAGAACCUCCACAGCUGCGUUCAGGUCAUCAAUGACUUUGUGUCUCCCGAGCACGUGGCUAACUCCUUCCACCUGACUCAGGAGCUGCGGCCCAGCAAAGAGGAGGUCAACUACGAGGAUAAACUACAGGUGAAGAACAUCCUGUACCACUGUGUGAAAGAGGUGGUGAGUUCCCUGAAGAGGUCCAGCUCUGAGGAAGACGACGAGGAAGAGAACUCAUGACACCCCCUCUGCCUCGUCCAUACCUGCCAGAGAGGGACCCGACUCCCAUCAGCCCCUCGCUCUCCCCACACCCAUCUCCAUCUCACGUGGAGGACUGUGUCACGUGACCUGUAAGAGGUGGUCAGUUCAGAGCUGGUCAUGUGACCCAGGGGACCUCGCGGUUGUGACCUGUACACAUCCUGGUGGCCAGUGAGAGGCGCACACACCUCCAUCAUCACCCCAAACCUUCAGUGCCAAGAGGACACAAACACAAGACCAGAGGGCCUGCUGGACCAACGGGGAUUAAGCCUCAACUCCCACACCUCUGUGUGUUCCAUAGACUCAGAACACAGGGAGGACAGAGGAACUAGGAAACAGGCAGCAUGUUGGGAGCUUUAAAAAAAAAGUGAAGCAGCACUACAAACCUGAACUCUUUAGUGUGACUGCUGGUGCAUCCUGUUCACACUCAGACUGUCCUGUACACUCAGGCUCAGUGAUGCUGCCGCUCUCUGUAAUCUGCUGUGGAGGCCACGAGGUUUAAUCCCCAUCAAGGCAGCAGCCCACACCACGUCUUGGACAGAAGAUUUCGCUGAUCACGACAGCAUCACCAGCAGCAAAGCAGCAUCAGGAUCAAACUGUCAUUUCUGCUGUUUAAAAAAAAAAAAAAAAAAAAAGAUCUGAGGGUGAAAAAAUGCAAAACAGAAUCUCAGAAGUUUGAUCAGCAAGCGCCGAGCUCUGCUGCUCCCUUUGUUUGUUCUUCUGUAAUCUGUUCUUGUCCUUUUUUUCUAGUUCUAUCUGUCUGUUGCUGUUUUGUUCUUCAUUUUCUUUUUCAUAUGAACAUGUUUUAUUUCCUUUGUGAAGAUGUAUUUAUUUUAUAGCUCUAUGAUAUGCGAUGUUUAAAAAAAGCAUUACUGUAAAUGUGACUUGUACAGUUUCUUUUUUUUCUUUGCUAUGUGAUUUUCAGUUGUAAUACGGCUCUACUGUGAUGGGGGACACACACACGCACGCAAACACAUGCAAA
Molecule: messenger RNA, 10138 nt
Organism: Larimichthys crocea (large yellow croaker)
Lineage: Eukaryota; Metazoa; Chordata; Actinopteri; Sciaenidae
Gene: jmjd1cb
Product: jumonji domain containing 1Cb
Exons: 31
Coding region: 355-9138 (2927 amino acids)
Biological process (GO): regulation of transcription by RNA polymerase II
Cellular component (GO): chromatin; histone deacetylase complex
Molecular function (GO): histone H3K9 demethylase activity; transcription coregulator activity; chromatin DNA binding
Source: RefSeq, a predicted model, not a curated record